AUGUCAGACUUUCCGCGCGUAGACCUAUCCAGCGCAGCGGAUCUGGAUCGUAUACUUGACAAUAUCCGUACGCACGCCUUGCAAUUGCUAUCAGAUCGAGUAGAGAGGGAACACCAAGCUUCCGGGUCCAAAAGCAAGUCCUCCUCGUCUUCUUCGAGCAGAUCAGCUAUCGAAGUCGGUCAAAAAGCCAUCGACAUUGUGCGUAGAUGGAGGUGCUCAAGCCUUUGGUGUGCUUUCCAUCGAACAAGCAAAGCGCAUAUAUGUAUCAGCACAGCUCACAGUCGUGCUCUUUCCUGACCUACUCCGCCCACAUUCCCCUGCCACCGGUGAUAGUGGAUUGCAAGUGCGCGCAGAAGGCUAGAACUGAACAUCACUGCAAACGGACUGACAUUUUCUCAGUUGGCAAGUCAAAAGACACGUGAGUGCAUGCAUACAUCCCCUGCCCCUCCUGAAUCCUUGUCUUACAAAAUGUGAAGUGUCUUCGAUGUUGCCCCCCAGCGGUGGCACCAUUCGAUCAAGUUCUUUCUCAGCGCGUACAGUCCUUGGCGGCCGAAUCGGACGAUUUGACUGCUCAGCUGGUCCACUCGAGAAGGACUGUGCCGCAAAGAAGAGCAGAUGCUUUAGCAGCCAGAGCCAAUGUCGUCCGCACGCUUGCGGCAAAGGAAGAAGAGAAGAGGCAAUCGGUAGAGGAAGAAUGGGCAAAGAGGGAUAAAGAUCAAGUCGAUCGUGAGUCUGCGCCCGUCCGCUCUUCAUCUCGAUCUGAGUUGCGGCGUAUUGAAGCCCGUCGGAGUUGCUCAUUCUUUUGCCUUUCCUUGCGCUGCAUUUUCCCAUCACUGCACCCACAAUGACCACAGUGUCCCUACCUCGAGCUGAAGGUGUGCGCAAAUCGCUGCUUGAAGCCGUCGGCUCCAUCGACGCGCUACAAGUGGCCCUGUUGGAACAAACCAGUGAAGCGCAAGAUCACACGGAUUUGGUCAGACGUCUGAGAGGUUUGGCAGAGCAGCAACUGAAAGCUUGA
Molecule: messenger RNA, 1018 nt
Organism: Ceraceosorus bombacis
Lineage: Eukaryota; Fungi; Basidiomycota; Exobasidiomycetes; Ceraceosorales; Ceraceosoraceae
Source: the annotation of a GenBank genome assembly